GGAAACACAUAAAGGAUCUGUUUUCGGAAUAAGCUUCUGUGAUGCUGAUGACUCAUCAUUUCUAACCUGGGGAUCUGAUGGUAAAGUCAAGACUUGGAGCAUUUUGUCACGUCCUACUGAUGCGUCACACUUGAUCUUGCAUACACCACGAAAGGACACAGACCUUGUUCCCAGUAGACCCAAAGACAAGAUGGUGAAUGGAGUUGAUUGGACCAGUCCACCUUUUAAGGAUCUGGCGAACAACUAUAUCGCGAUUGCUAAUGAAGACCGAUCAAUAACGUUGUGCAAUGUGAGGCCUACACUGGUGGAUAAAAUCUUUCAUGAUAUUGGCCAAGUGGGGUUAGUCUUAUGUGGGCAUAAAAAGAGUGUCACUUGUCUCAGCUGGUACCGAGGGCAUCCUGAUAAAAAACUCCGUCUAGCAUCAAGCUCUAGAGAUGGAACAAUCAAGGUGUGGUGUCUCCAGAGAUCAACGGAACCAUCUUCAUCGCAAAAGAAAAAAUGAGCACAACGAGAUGCUCAUAUCAGCAUUCACGUGUUCAGGCUGAUAUCAUCACCCAACUGUUGAGCUUGUUUUAUUGCUGUGAUUGUUGAAGACUAGGUAGUUUGAGUUAGAAGGUGUUUUUCCCUCCAGCUUUUGUAGUGUAACCUGAUUACAACAUUAUUAGAUACCAUUAAAAAUCCUGCUUGUUCUGGUUGCCCCGUAAUCUGAUAAUACUGUUUCAGAUGACCUAUGCUACAAGUACGACUAAAUUUGUAUGAAGUUGGCACAAUUAGACUUAUCUAGUUUUGUGGGCCAUAGGAAGUAACACUUGAUUCUCUUUGGUCGUACAAAAAUCAGACGA
This is a messenger RNA of Aegilops tauschii subsp. strangulata, 842 nucleotides long. NCBI's taxonomy places the organism in Eukaryota, Viridiplantae, Streptophyta, Magnoliopsida, Poales, Poaceae. The record is from RefSeq and is a predicted model, not a curated record.